This is a messenger RNA of Suhomyces tanzawaensis NRRL Y-17324, 1020 nucleotides long. RefSeq names its product Aha1p (gene AHA1). Gene Ontology annotation, molecular function: ATPase activator activity; protein-folding chaperone binding. Lineage: Eukaryota; Fungi; Ascomycota; Pichiomycetes; Serinales; Debaryomycetaceae. The transcript has a single exon. The record is from RefSeq and is a predicted model, not a curated record. Gene Ontology annotation, cellular component: cytosol. The coding region runs from base 1 to 1020 and encodes 339 amino acids. Gene Ontology annotation, biological process: positive regulation of ATP-dependent activity; protein folding.
AUGGUUGUGAACAAUCCUAACAACUGGCACUGGGUGGACAAGAACUGCAUGGCUUGGGCCAAGCAGUACUUCGACGAGAAAUUGGCAGGGCUCAGCGUGAACAACGCCGGCAAAGUUGCUGCUGUCAAAUCGGUUUCAUCGGUGGAAGGUGAUGUUGAAGUGUGUCAAAGAAAGGGGAAGGUGAUCUCGUUGUUCGACUUGAAGUUGGUUUUGAACGUGACCUGUCUCGACAACGACGAAGAGAAGUUCAGUGGAUCCAUCACCAUUCCCGAAUUGGCGUACGACACAGAGGCUGACGAGAUACAGUUCGACGUCAGCAUUUACAACGAGAACAAAGAAGCGGAGCCCUACCGUGACUUGAUCAAGCGCAACUUGAUUCCUGAGCUUAGAACCAUUUUGGCCAAGUUCGGAACCGACUUGAUUGUCACUCAUAGUGGCGAUAUCCAGCUUGCAUCCGAUGAGGUGCAGUCCAGCUUCACCAAGUCUAACCAGUCGUCUGCACUGGCCACUGCCACCAAGCCAGCUCCCAAAAAGGAUGCUGGUGUGAGCUACACUCCAGUCCAGGCUGCUGAGAAGACCAGUACCAAGACGUCUAACAUCCCCAAGUACAACACUGCCACCCUCCAUCUUGAACCCGUUUUCAACACCACCGCGGAGCAGAUCUACGUGACUUUGUUGGACGACACCAGAAUCGCUGCCUGGUCCCGCUCGUAUCCCCAGAUCGCAAAGUUCCCACCUCCAGAGGGUUCGGAUUUCCAAUUGUUCAGCGGAGCUGUGUCUGGAAAGUUUUUGCGUUUGGUUCCCAACGAAAGAAUUGUCCAGCUCUGGAGAUUGGAAGAUUGGUUGGCCGGACACUACGCCGAGUUGGACAUGCAAUUGAUCCAAGGAGCAGGAGAGACCAAGAUGGUGGUCAAGUUCACUGGUAUUCCGAUUGGCGAAGAGGACAGGGUCAGAGAGAGAUUUGAACAUGUCUACGUGAUGGCCAUCAAGUUGGUGUUUGGGUUUGGGGCUGUGUUGUAG